This is a messenger RNA of Saccostrea cuccullata (small rock oyster), 5263 nucleotides long. Its product is annotated as protein HIRA-like. NCBI's taxonomy places the organism in Eukaryota, Metazoa, Mollusca, Bivalvia, Ostreida, Ostreidae. Gene Ontology annotation, molecular function: nucleosome binding; protein binding. The record is from RefSeq and is a predicted model, not a curated record. Gene Ontology annotation, cellular component: nucleus; HIR complex; chromatin. Bases 109 to 3204 code for a protein of 1031 amino acids. The transcript has 27 exons. Gene Ontology annotation, biological process: regulation of DNA-templated transcription; DNA-templated transcription; chromatin remodeling.
CAAGUAUGGCGGGGGUUCGAAAAAAGAAAUAAAAGAAAUAAUAAAGUAAACAGUAGAAUUGCUGUAUGUAUAUCGUUUUCAGUGAUCACACUAGCAGAUCUCACCAAUAUGAGAUUGCUCAAGCCUUCGUGGGUCACGCAUGACGGUAAACCAAUAUUUUCAAUUGACAUUCACCCAGAUGGUUCAAGAUUUGCAACGGGUGGUCAAGGAGAUGAUUCAGGAAAGGUUGUCAUCUGGAAUUUUGAACCCGUCAGAGAUGAAAAAGCAGAGAAUGAUGAAAAUGUACCCAGGGUCCUUUGUCAGAUGAAUAAUCAUCUGGCAUGCGUGAAUUGUGUUAGAUGGUCAAAUAAUGGGAAAUCCCUAGCAUCUGGAGGAGAUGAUAAACUUAUCAUGAUAUGGCAGACUUCCAGAGCUGGAGUUGGUCCUUCGUUUGGUUCUGGGACUCCAACUUAUGAACAAUGGCGGCCAGCAGCAACACUAAGGGGCCACACAGGGGAUGUCCUUGACCUGGCAUGGUCUCCCAAUGACAGCUGGCUGGCGUCCUGCAGUGUUGAUAACACAAUCAUUGUGUGGAAUGCUGACAACUUUCCAGCCCAAGUUGCUGUGAUCAAAGGACACAAUGGAUUAGUGAAAGGAGUCACAUGGGAUCCAGUGGGAAAAUAUUUAGCUUCUCAGUCUGAUGACAAGAGUCUGAGGGUGUGGAGAACAAGGGACUGGAAAGAGGAGGCCAAAAUAACAGAGCCAUUUGCAGAGUGUGGAGGAACCACUCAUGUUCUUCGCUGUCACUGGUCACCAGAUGGUGCUUACAUUGUUUCUGCUCAUGCUAUGAACAACUCAGGACCUACAGCUCAGAUCAUAGAAAGGGAAGGUUUCAAAACCUCCCUGGAUUUUGUAGGACACAGAAAAGCCAUAACUGUAGUGAGAUUCAAUCCAAACAUAUUUUCAGAGAAAAUGAAGAAAGGAUGUGAACAGACUAAGCAGUAUACUUGCUGUGCCAUUGGAAGCAAAGAUCGUUCUCUUUCUGUUUGGUUGACUGCUCUGAAAAGGCCUUUGGUGGUGACCCAUGACCUUUUUGAAAACACCAUCUUGGAUAUCAGCUGGAGUAAAUCUGGCAUGGAACUGAUGGCCUGUUCCAGUGAUGGUACUGUGGCCUAUAUUGAAUUCAGUAAGGAUGAAAUAGGCGAUCCAAUGGCACAAAAUGAUGUGGAACUCUUUCUUGAGAAGAUUUACGGGAAGUGUAUGACCAAAAACAAUUCCUCCACCAGCGGGACCCAGAUUAUAGAGUCGGCCGCCUUACUGAAGUUACAGCAGCAGAAACGCGAGGAGAUGCAGAAAAAACUGCCAGAGAUGGACGAGAAAUGUAACCUCAGUAGAAUGUCAGACAGUCAGGGGAGUCCAUUCAAGCCAACUGACAAACAAAUUGAAACAAAGACGGCUGAUGGCAGAAGACGGAUCACUCCAAUAUUCCUAGCCCCACAGCUGGAUGUCAAUGUUGGAGAGGCACCAUUGCCCUUCAAAAGCCAGGGCAUUAACUUCACCUCCAGAAAAGAAACCAGCAAGAUAGUCGUAGAGAAACAGAACAUUGUCACAACUAAAGGGAUGAUCUCCCCUACCUCACGUUCCAAUCUGUCAAAUUCCAACUUCUCAAACCAAAACACUUCUCCUGUGCUACCCCCACCAGGUGGGGAGGGGACCCCCAAAUCCCAGCCCCCUCCCCUUGGAGGGGACACCACUCCCAAACCAACCCAGGAUACCAGCCCGGUGGCUGAGAAAAUGGACACUGCCCCACCCUCAGAAAGUGCUCCUCCAUCAACUCCAAGCAAAGUCAUCAACGUUUCCAUCCAGCCAAUGACUGCACUAUCUAAGCCAAAAAUUAAGCACACCUCAUCAGAAAAGAAAUCCUCUGAGAAGUCUGAUGGCAAGGAUAAAACUCCAAGUGUCAAGGACAAGAUAAAAACUCCUUCGGAGAAAAUUGACAAGGUAAAAGACCACAAAUCUUCAGCUGGAGUAAAACGCAAACAUGACGGUGAAAAGAAGGAGGAGAGACGCGGCCGCCCUCGUAAAAUCGACAAGGAGCGAUCCCUCAUGUCUACUCCUGUGUCUCAUUAUGUACCACCAGUGCUGGACAGUCAGGGAGCUUCUUACCUACCAGCUGUCCCAGAGCUGGAGCUACCAGUGGCCUCAGUUCAGAAAACCUUUACCAAAACUGUUGGAGGACGGGAUAGCUCUCUUACAGUGGAGGUAGAAAACACCAUUAGUAUUGGAGUCCACACACUGCACAAGAUGAGGUGUGUUCAGGAAGGACUCACUCUCUGGGAACAAGUACUGAACUCUCCUAUUUUAACAGUCACUGGAUCAAAAACUGUUGUGUGUGCGUCGUGUGAGGAUGGGUCCCUACACAUGUACACCAGUACAGGAUCUCGGAUCCUCCCCUGUAUUGUCCUAGAUUCCAAAGUCUCCAAACUCCAUAUCAAGGGCUUCUUUGUCAUGGUCAUCACACAGAAAGCUUUCCUGUAUAUAUGGAAUGUUCAGCAGCAGUCUGCAGUUAUCAGGAAAGAAUCAUUAAAAACAAUCAUAUCAGGGAGUGAUGACCUUCAGAGGUCAAUGUUGACAGAGGAGGGGAUGCCCAUUAUCACAGUUCACAACAAAAAAUCUUACACCUUCUCCAAAGACAUGGGCACCUGGAUGCUCCUCCAUAACAAAGCAGACUCUCUCCAGCAGUGCUCAGACCACCACAGCUGUGCACCGCCUAGAGACUCCACCAAAAUUCAGGGACCACUGGCUUCACUACAGACCUCGCAUGAAAGACUGGGUAUGCAGGCCAGUCGUAUCUUCAGUGCUGGACAGUCGCUGCAGCAGAGCUCCACCCUCAGUCAUAUAGAAUCCCAGCUGUCAGCCUGUCUACUGCUCAAGUCUGCCCCAGAGUACAAGUUCUGGCUGCAGACCUACACAAGAUAUCUCUCUCAGGAAGGACUCGAGUCAGAAUUCAGGCACAUCUUUGAGUCCAAACUUCGAGAUGUUUGUGAUGAUCUCUUAGGACCAGUGUACAAGACAAAGGGAAAGUCCUCCUGGAAUCCACUCCUAUUGGGGAUGGAUAAAAGAACACUACUUAAAGAGAUGUUACCAAGCAUUGGCUCUAAUCUUAAACUCCAAAGACUUUUUACUGAGUACCAUGACCAACUGGAGUCUAUUGAGGACAGAUGAACUAGGACCUUAUGUAAUUGUUGAAUUCUGGGAUAUCACAUAGAACACUGUUGAAUUCUGGGAUAUCAGGUGUUGAAAAAUGGCAGAUUUCUUAACCAAAUGUCACAAAUUCAAAUCCUCCAAUGGACUCUGUAUACUGCUGAUACUGCAUACAAGUACAUUUACUUUGCUCAAAGCUGUGAUGAAUAAAAAUGUAGCAAAAAUAUUAGAAAUUAAGUAAUAAACAGCAAUUUGUUUGCUGAUAGAAAUAAGUACAAUUUUCAUCACUACAGAUAUUUAAAUUGCAUUUAUUAGGCUAAGCCUAUCUAAUUACCCUGAAUUAUCUUUGUUUAGAGAUCCGUGCUAGUGAUAACAGUGCUAAGAUUUCUUUUGACUACAUACAUGUCUUUUCUUAUAAGUCAUUUUAUGUGAGGUAGAUUUUAAAUUUCUUUACAUGCAUUGUCUGUGUAUGAUUUUUUCAUACCUUGAUUAUAAUUGACAGUGCAGCUAGUAGGCAGCUUGGACUAAUGAUGUAUUUAUUUCAUGAUUUUCACGAAUUAUAGGAAAGAAAUAUAUGCGGUAUAUUGCAUAUCUUUGCCUCCACAAAAAUCAAAUUUUAAAAAAUUCUUGAAAUGUGCUGAAUUUUAUACAUUGUAUGAGAAAUAUAAAUUAACAGAACAUAUUAUAAUUUCAAAGUAGUUUAUUGACAAUUUUUUUUUAUGACGUCACAAACAAGUCCGAUUUUAUAUCAUUUUUUUUAGAAAGAGAACAAAAUGGACAAAAUUUCAACAAUUUUAGCUUUAAAAUUUAUAGAGUGCAAGAUAUUUACAUAUUUCACUGAUAUUAUCAUUCUACACAUUAUAUCAAAAUACUGAGCCUGAUCAGACCUGCACUCGGUGACUUUUUCUUCAAAAUAUCGAUGUAAUAUAUAGAUUUUUCUGUAAAAAUCAUGGAAAUUUUAAAUUUACGUCAUUUUUGUGAUGUCAUUUCAAACAUAUGACAUCAUUGCUUAUGAAAAUAUUCAGUGCUUUGAAGUCAGCAUGUAUUCCCCUGUUUAAGAACAUAAUUAUUUCUCCAUCAAAGUUUGACUUGGGGGGCAAAUAUUGGUUAUUACCAAACAAAGUUCUUUCUUGAAAACCACUCUCAAUAUUCCAUACUUGAAAGAUGGUAAUCCAUAUACACAUACCCGCAAACACUUUCCCUGGUAGAACUUCCAAACCAAUUCUAGUGCAUUUUAUAUAAAAAAAUUAUCAAUGAUUUUUUUUAAAGUUUAUUAUUAAAAUAACUUGCAGCUAUUUUUACAUAUUAUUACUAUUUUUGGAAUAAUUAAUCAUGUUUUAAUUAUUUCUAUAUGUUGUACUAUGUUAUAGCAUGGGGAAAAAGAGUGAAAUAAGGCCAUCUUCAAAAAUUGUUGGUUAGCCCUCUCCGGACUGACUGCCUAAAAAAAGUCCCACCUCAAAACUUCUUUACCUCCAUGAAACAAUUUCUCUCCCUUUUUGUAUUUUUUAUUUCUUUCAACCUCCGAACUUGUAUCUUGAAAUUUUUUAGGGAGAAACUUUUCCCCACCUAUUUACACGCCAAAUUAUUUUACGGCAAGUCAAGAGAGGGCAAACAAACAUUGUUUCAAAGAUGGUCUUAUCUUUGAGAUUUCGAAAAAAGAUAUGUCAGGGAUAUUUAUUUUGUAAUCUGAAACAGUUGGGUAAAGAGAACGAAAUAGAUUUUGAACUACAAUAUGUACUAGUAGAUUUUGAACUACUAGUUCCUUGUGAUGACAAUUUUGUAUGAACUCUUUUGAUUAUCAUACUUGAUUAAGCAUUUCAGGUGUAUACUAUACAAAAUGUUAAUUCACUUUCUAGAGCAUGCAUUCAAUCAUUCUAUUGUCAUCUUGCUUCUAUCUUACAUUUGAAAAGAAAUUUUUAGCUAUACCUGUAAUAUAUAUUGUACUUUCUGUUGAAGUACCCUUGAUUUAAUAUCAAUCAUUGUAUUAUCUGUUCUGAACAGAUUGGGUUGUUAAUAAAUGUAUGAAUUGAACAUAUUGAAAAAAAUAUAUAAAGCAUUGAAACAUUCAAGUUCAAAACAA